UUAAUUAAUGUGCACAACGUAAUACGUAAAACUAACGUUGUGUACGUGAAAUUCAUCCAGUUCAAUGAAACAAUAAACAUGAUUUUUAUGUAUGAUAGUUUUUUACUUUCUGAAAUAAUAGGAUUAAAGAAAAAACACAAGGAAAUGAAAAAGAGGAAAACCGGAUGUACGCUAAUCGUAUAUAAUGCUAAAGUAAUGCUAAGUAGUUUAUACUUUAGUUGGAGUUGUUUGAAAUCUGACAUUUAAUAAUGGAGAAGACACUGAUUGUACUACUGUUGGUAUUAUUUGCUAUUGCAACAGCUCAAAACGGCACUAGAUUUGGUACACUUACUUUUGACAAGCUAAAUCUACCUAAGCUAACAAUCAAACCAUUUUCAUGGACGUUGAAACCAUUGAUAGGAAACGGAAGGCCAAAUGGUCUAUCACCUCCUUUUGUCAAGCUAAAUCUACCUAAGCUAACAUUCAAACCAUUUUCAUGGACGUUGAAACCAUUGAUAGGAAGCGGAAUGCCAAAUGGUCUAUCAGGAACAGGAAUUUGGAAGCCACCAAACACUAGAAAUACAUUUACAGGAACCGGAAGUUGGCAAAAUGGGAAAGGAUUUGGCGGGAGAUUGGAGGGAACAUUUGGGAUUGGAAGUCGUUCCUCUCUAAUUCUCGGUGUUGGCGGAGGUGGUGGAAAAGGGCUAGAAGCAGAAGUUGGUUUUAGAAUGCGUUUUGGACGGAACCGGAGAAGAAAAAGACAUCGUUAACUGUUUGAAAUUUGAUAUUUUUUUAUUUUCUUUAAACUUUUUCAACUUUUACAUAAAUACUAAGACGAG
Molecule: messenger RNA, 818 nt
Organism: Mercenaria mercenaria
Lineage: Eukaryota; Metazoa; Mollusca; Bivalvia; Venerida; Veneridae
Exons: 2
Coding region: 249-749 (166 amino acids)
Source: RefSeq, a predicted model, not a curated record